AUGUUAGACUCUAUUACAGCUGAAAAUAGACAGCGUAAGCUACUACUGUUCCCCGAAGGGACGAGGCAUUCUGGGGACAAGCUGUUACCGUUCAGAAAAGGGGCAUUCCACGUCGCAAUGGACGCUGGGGCGCCGAUCCAGCCAGUGGUCGUUUCGAAGUACCAUCACGUAGAUUCGAAGAGGCCUUGGUUUGGUUCAGGACACAUAAUUAUAACAAUUUUGCCAUUAAUCGAAACGGAGGGUGUGCAGAAAGAAGAAAUCUCAACGUACGAGUUAAAUGAGAGGUUUUAG
Molecule: messenger RNA, 291 nt
Organism: Leptosia nina
Lineage: Eukaryota; Metazoa; Arthropoda; Insecta; Lepidoptera; Pieridae
Source: the annotation of a GenBank genome assembly